Molecule: messenger RNA, 1197 nt
Organism: Varanus komodoensis (Komodo dragon)
Lineage: Eukaryota; Metazoa; Chordata; Lepidosauria; Squamata; Varanidae
Product: DEP domain-containing mTOR-interacting protein-like
Exons: 9
Coding region: 1-1197 (398 amino acids)
Biological process (GO): intracellular signal transduction
Molecular function (GO): protein binding
Source: RefSeq, a predicted model, not a curated record
AUGGAGAGCCUGAGCAGUGCUCUGAAGCAAAAGGCAACGGAGAGGCAUCACAGAGCAGAGGUCAUGAUCGCAGGCGAGCAGCUCAGGCUUCGGCUCCACGAUGGCAAGCUAAUCAAGGACAGGCGCUACCAUCUCCGUACCUACCCCAAUUGCUUCGUGGCCAAGGAGCUCACCGAUUGGUUGAUUGAUCACAAAGAAGCCCCGGAUCGUGAAACGGGCAUCCGGCUGAUGCAGAAACUUAUGGACCACUACAUCAUCCAUCAUGUUUGUGAUGAACAUCUCGACUACAAGGAUGCCAAGCUGCUGUAUCGCUUCCGCAAGGAUGACGGAACCUUCCCCCUGAACAGGGACGUCAAGGUUUUCUUGAGGGGCCAGACCCUCUAUGAGACACUGAUCAGCGUGGAAGAUCCCAUCCUGAAGGUCAGAGAGGAGAACUCUGUGAAAUACCAAAGGACCUUUCUGGGCUGUGAAAUGGUCGACUGGCUCGUCCAGGAAGGUGAAGUGGCAACCCGGAAAGAGGCCGUGGAGCUCUGCCAGGCUCUCCUGGAACAUGGGCUCAUUCAGCACGUUUUGGCCUGGUACCAUUUCCAUGACAGCGACCUCGUCUACCAGUUCUGCAUCAAUUUCCGCCGGAGGAGGCGCCUCACCGAGCUGCUCAGUGAGCUCUCGCCCAGGCCGCUCUCAGACAGCCCCGACAGCCCCUUCUGCCUGCGUAAACUCAACCCUGAGCAGAACGGAUCCAGCUUUCUCUCAGUCCAGCCCAAUAAGGAAAUCAGGGCAGUCUCAGCCGUUCGAAGGAGCAGCGUCACCUCGCUUGCCGGCUCGUCCAGCUCCUAUUUCAAUCUCUCCCCGAGCUUGGGCUUCCUUCCAGCUAUUGAGUGCAACCCUAAAUCUGUAUUAAAGAGACGUGUCACCAACGAAGAGCUCCUGAACCCUGGGGCCCCGUAUCUCAAGAAAACACUAACGAUUGUGGGAGAUGCAGUAGGCUGGGGAUUUGUGGUGCGUGGGGGCCAGCCUUGCCACAUCCAGGCUGUAGAUCCAGGAGGACCCGCAGCUGCUGCUGGCAUGAAGGUCUGCCAGUUUGUCUACUCUGUGAAUGGGGUGUACGUUCUGCAUUUGGACUAUCAGACCAUCAGCAGCCUGAUUAUGACGGGACCUCGCACUCUUGUCCUGGAAGUGAUGGAAGCUGCUGAAUGA